Molecule: messenger RNA, 648 nt
Organism: Drosophila kikkawai
Lineage: Eukaryota; Metazoa; Arthropoda; Insecta; Diptera; Drosophilidae
Source: RefSeq, a predicted model, not a curated record
AUGCGCAACCGCUCACAAGAGGUGAGCGAGAGUGCUCCGAAGAGAGCCAAGGACACAAAGGGCGCACCGAGACCGACCACUUUUGUCAAGCCGGCGAAAAAGUUCAGUGAGGUGGCCCGAGAUAGCCUCGCUAUAGCACUUGUUGAUGAGCUCAACGACGAUUGGCGCCUUCUGAUGGAGAAAUGGGAGGAGGUCGAGACCCAGUUGGCAAAGAUGGUAACAAAAAAGAUACUGACCGAGCCAUCGGUACGGUCACCCUCCUUUGACUCCUCGGCAAUGGUUAGAGGUAAUCAGGGACAUCCCAAGGAGACCCAGAGCAUUUGGUUACCCAAGGGGCUGCCUAGCCAUGAAAGGGUGCUCAAGACUCUGCGAGCGAUGAACAAGAAAGUCGAUAUGAAGGACUGGGCCAUCCUCAAAGCGGAAGGGGAAAAGAAGUCCAGUCAGCCAUACCUGUUCCUGAUAAACCAGCGCUGCCUAGAACAGCCUAAGGCAGCAGACAAUAAAGUGCGGUACGGCAUCAGGAAGGCUAACGUAAAGAUCUUCCUAGAUGAACCGGACGAUAUUCUGGAAGACGAAGUCGAGGACCCCAAUAAGCUGCUGGACGAUUUGGCAAUCGACGACAGCACCCCCAACACCACUCCGAUCUAA